AUGUUUGUUCCGACAAAUCGUGUCGAACUUACUUCUCCUAAUGCUCAUGCAGAUUUAACAUCUAUUAAAGAACGACGAAUAGAUUCAACUAGUAGACCAAUUGAAGACGUUAACUCAGGCAAAAAUGAAGUAUUGUUUAUCGAAAAGAAAACACUUAAACGACAUCUUGGAUUAUUUUCCGGAAUCUCAUUUAUACUUGGCAUGAUCAUUGGUGAGUAA
This is a messenger RNA of Rotaria sordida, 219 nucleotides long. NCBI's taxonomy places the organism in Eukaryota, Metazoa, Rotifera, Eurotatoria, Philodinida, Philodinidae. The record is from the annotation of a GenBank genome assembly.